AUGUCAAGGGGUCGUCAGUGCCCUGGGUAUCGAAACUUGUUUGAUGCUGUGCACAAGCUCGACAACCCAGCUUCUACCGAAAGGAAGCUGGCAUCCGCCAAGUCUUCCUCUGGAAGUGGCUCACCAUCAAGCGAUGUCCUUGAAUUGAGAACGCUGACCCGAUCAUCUUUCCAAAGAACACCUGAGUCGGAUGGUGAUGAUUGCAAUGUCUCGAAGGUGGAUGACCUGUCUCUGAUGAUUGUGCCCUCUCGUAACGUCGAAACUGAGUCGAUCUACUGGUUCUUCAGGAACUAUGUCUCAGUGCCCCGGGAUCCGACUACGAACAUCUUCAUCGAGCACAUUUUACCCCUCUACUCCAAUGCUCCAGCGGGCUCCGCAUUGUCCCUAGCGACCAAUGCGAUCGCUUUGGAAAUCAUGCAGAUGUGGUUCUCGCGCACGACGGGUUCGCAUCUAGCAAGAAAAUACUACGGUCAAGCCAUGCUCCAACUGACCGAAACACUUCAGGAUGAAGUUGAAAGUAAAAAUGAUGACACCCUUGCAACGGUGUUCAUGUUUGACUUCUACGAUGGUCUCCGCAAGCGAUUUGCGGGUUUCAUCGAUAGUGGUGCCCACCAAACAGGCGCAAUUGCACUUUUACGACACCGAGGCAAGAAGAACUUCGAGAAUCCUACAGCCAGGCGGAUGUAUACGGCGAUAAGAAGUCGGCAUAUCAGCUACGCCCUGGAGCAUUGCAAGAAGGUCAUGUUGGAACCCCACAUGCUAGACGAGGAUGAGACGCAACAGCCCGCUACACAAUUAGAUUUUGUCAAUGCUGCUCUUGCCGAACUCAAUGUGUAUGCAGAAGCAGGCCCCAAGGCGGCUGGGAUAAACACAUUGGAUUUCUACCAGCUCAUCAUGGCGAAAGCACUCCUACUCGAUCGAAAACUCCAAGCUUGGCGAGCAUCACUGCCACUAUCAUGGCAGCCAGUUGUGGUUCCGAUCUCGAAGGUGCAUCCUUCAAUACGCGCUGCCGGGGUUUAUAAGGAUAUGGUUGAGGUCUAUUCCUCACUCGAAGUAUCACAUGUGCACAACGCAGCUCGUAGCUCCCACUUCAACCUGCUCCGAAUGAUUGAAUUAUGCCAACGAGAAUCUGAGGCUCAGGGACAACUUCGUCUGGAGCCAGACCUACAAGCAUAUCUCGAUCAGCAGACGCAAACAAUCAUUGACGGUUUCUGCGCAUCAAUUCCAUAUCACCUUGGAAACCGCACUGUCCUGACACUUCCCCAUGAACGCUGCGAGUACCCGCCAGUGCCCCCAGAGCUAAGGCGACUUACCAACUACGUCGACGCCAUGGGCCACCAUACCCAAAUGACGAUGAAAGACCACUCGCGCGCAGCAGCAGCCAUAGGUGGGUGGUUUUUGAUAACUCCCUUGGUCGGAUUUUUGUCCACGCCGUUGAUGACACGUACGAAGAUUGGACCACCUCCGACUCAUUUCCUAUCCAAGAUUCGGCCUGGUCAAUUGGAAUGGAUCCGAUCGCAGUUGGUGAGGAUAAAGGAGAUAUACUUGUUACCCCAGGAUCUCGAGGGCGGUACACCUCGCAUGAAGCAGGCUGAGAUCCCACCCAUACCAGGGCCAGACACCGGAAAGGCUUGGAAAAGGCUGCUGUGGGCGCUCUAG
Exophiala bonariae is the source of this 1659-nucleotide messenger RNA. RefSeq lists its product as uncharacterized. Lineage: Eukaryota; Fungi; Ascomycota; Eurotiomycetes; Chaetothyriales; Herpotrichiellaceae. The transcript has 2 exons. The coding region runs from base 1 to 1659 and encodes 552 amino acids. The record is from RefSeq and is a predicted model, not a curated record.